CCUAGAAGAUGUCUGGUCGCGGUAAAGGAGGGAAAGGGCUCGGGAAAGGCGGCGCCAAGCGGCACAGGAAGGUGCUCCGUGAUAACAUCCAGGGCAUCACCAAGCCUGCCAUCCGCCGUCUAGCUCGCAGGGGAGGCGUCAAGCGCAUCUCCGGCCUCAUCUAUGAGGAGACCCGCGGGGUGCUGAAAGUCUUCCUGGAGAACGUCAUCCGGGACGCCGUCACCUACACCGAGCACGCCAAGAGGAAGACCGUCACCGCCAUGGACGUGGUCUACGCGCUCAAGCGCCAGGGACGCACUCUCUACGGCUUCGGGGGUUAAUGCUGCCUCCGUCCUCACAGCACAAAGGCUCUUCUCAGAGCCGCCCACAUCUUCCCGGGGAGAAGCUACAAUUCCUUCUGCGCUCAGCCACUGAGGGGUUAACACCGCCCGCACAUCAGGGGACGGAGUGCCGGACAAUUGUCCGAGAUCAGCGGCGCCCUGUGCUCAGUACAGCCGGAGGUCCACAAUACAGAAAGCCCCAGUAAUGUAAAUCCCGAGCCCCGGGUGUUCUCCACCGCUCCUGCCCCCGCAGCCACAAGACGAGCUGUGCUCGGAGACU
Bufo gargarizans (Asiatic toad) is the source of this 600-nucleotide messenger RNA. Its product is annotated as histone H4. Gene Ontology annotation, molecular function: DNA binding; structural constituent of chromatin; protein heterodimerization activity. The coding region runs from base 9 to 320 and encodes 103 amino acids. The record is from RefSeq and is a predicted model, not a curated record. Gene Ontology annotation, cellular component: nucleosome. The transcript has a single exon. Lineage: Eukaryota; Metazoa; Chordata; Amphibia; Anura; Bufonidae. Gene Ontology annotation, biological process: nucleosome assembly.